ACGUGCGCGCGGCGGGGCCGGGGACUCGGCAGGGCGCCGGCCGGCGGGCGGAGACCGAUCCGGGAUCUGUUCGAGCAGGAAGCGAGCGCAGCCUGGCCGCCGUCGUUGCCCUCGUCCCUCAGCUUCACCACCUCUCACCCCGCCCUCCACCCGCACCGGCGACAGGUAGCCCCGCCGCCGCGCACCUGCCUUCGCUCCCGUGCGGGAGAUAGUGGAUAAUCCUCUUCAAAAAUGGAGGAUGGAAAGCCCGUUUGGGCACCACACCCUACAGAUGGAUUUCAGAUGGGCAAUAUUGUGGAUAUUGGCCCUGACAGCUUAACAAUUGAACCCUUGAACCAAAAAGGCAAGACAUUUUUGGCUCUCAUAAACCAAGUGUUCCCUGCAGAAGAGGACAGUAAAAAAGAUGUGGAAGAUAAUUGUUCACUAAUGUAUUUAAAUGAAGCCACGCUUCUCCAUAAUAUCAAAGUUCGAUAUAGUAAAGACAGAAUUUAUACAUAUGUCGCCAACAUUCUGAUAGCAGUGAACCCAUACUUUGAUAUCCCUAAAAUAUAUUCUUCAGAUACAAUAAAGUCAUAUCAAGGAAAAUCUCUUGGGACAAUGCCACCCCAUGUCUUUGCAAUUGCUGAUAAGGCUUUUCGAGACAUGAAGGUGCUCAAGAUGAGCCAGUCCAUCAUUGUUUCUGGAGAAUCAGGAGCUGGCAAAACAGAAAAUACAAAAUUUGUUCUCAGAUACCUGACUGAAUCCUAUGGAACAGGUCAAGAUAUUGAUGACAGAAUUGUUGAAGCUAAUCCCCUUUUAGAAGCCUUUGGAAAUGCAAAGACUGUUCGUAAUAAUAACAGCAGUCGAUUUGGAAAAUUUGUAGAAAUACAUUUCAAUGAAAAGAGUUCAGUUGUUGGAGGAUUUGUUUCACAUUAUCUUCUAGAAAAAUCUCGGAUCUGUGUUCAAGGGAAAGAGGAAAGGAAUUAUCAUAUCUUUUAUAGAUUGUGUGCUGGUGCCUCUGAAGACAUUAGGGAAAAACUUCAUUUGAGCUCCCCAGAUAAUUUUCGGUAUUUAAACCGAGGCUGCACUAGAUACUUUGCUAACAAAGAAACUGACAAACAGAUUUUACAGAACCGCAGAAGUCCUGAGUAUCUGAAGGCAGGUUCCUUGAAAGAUCCUCUCUUAGAUGAUCAUGGAGAUUUUAUUAGAAUGUGCACUGCUAUGAAAAAAAUUGGUUUGGAUGAUGAGGAAAAGCUCGAUCUCUUCCGAGUAGUAGCUGGUGUCCUGCAUCUUGGAAAUAUUGAUUUUGAGGAAGCCGGCAGCACUUCAGGUGGUUGUAAUCUGAAGAAUAAAUCAACUCAGUCAUUGGAAUAUUGUGCUGAACUACUGGGUUUGGACCAAGAUGAUCUUCGUGUAAGUUUAACCACAAGAGUUAUGUUAACGACAGCAGGGGGCACCAAAGGAACAGUAAUAAAGGUUCCCUUGAAAGUAGAGCAAGCAAACAACGCUCGUGAUGCCCUGGCAAAGACUGUCUACAGCCAUCUUUUUGAUCAUGUGGUAAAUAGAGUAAAUCAGUGUUUUCCUUUUGAAACUUCAUCCUGUUUUAUUGGAGUCCUAGAUAUUGCUGGUUUUGAGUACUUUGAACAUAACAGUUUUGAACAAUUUUGCAUCAACUACUGUAAUGAAAAACUUCAACAGUUUUUUAACGAAAGAAUUCUGAAGGAGGAGCAAGAACUCUAUCAAAAAGAAGGUUUAGGUGUUAAUGAAGUACAUUAUGUGGAUAAUCAGGACUGUAUAGAUUUAAUUGAAGCAAAAUUAGUGGGAAUACUGGAUAUUUUGGAUGAAGAGAAUCGCCUUCCCCAGCCAAGUGACCAGCAUUUUACAUCAGCAGUUCACCAGAAGCACAAGGACCAUUUCCGACUCACUAUCCCUAGGAAGUCUAAACUGGCAGUGCAUAGGAAUCUGAGAGAUGACGAAGGCUUCAUUAUCAGGCACUUUGCAGGGGCAGUGUGCUAUGAGACAACCCAGUUUGUGGAGAAAAAUAAUGAUGCUUUACAUAUGUCUCUUGAAUCCUUAAUAUGUGAAUCCAGGGACAAGUUUAUACGGGAAUUAUUUGAAUCAUCUACAAAUAACAACAAAGAUACAAAACAAAAAGCAGGAAAACUUAGCUUCAUCAGUGUGGGAAACAAGUUUAAGACACAGUUAAAUUUGCUUUUGGAUAAACUUCGAAGUACUGGAGCAAGCUUUAUUCGUUGCAUCAAACCUAAUUUAAAGAUGACAAGCCAUCACUUUGAAGGGGCUCAAAUUCUGUCUCAACUUCAAUGUUCAGGUAUGGUGUCUGUUUUGGACUUGAUGCAGGGUGGUUUCCCAUCACGAGCUUCGUUUCAUGAACUCUACAGCAUGUAUAAAGAAUAUAUGCCAGAUAAACUUGCAAGAUUGGAUCCAAGGCUAUUUUGUAAGGCUCUUUUUAAAGCUUUGGGAUUAAAUGAAAUUGACUACAAAUUUGGAUUAACAAAAGUAUUUUUUAGACCUGGCAAGUUUGCAGAAUUUGAUCAGAUUAUGAAGUCUGACCCUGACCACUUAGCAGAGUUGGUUAAAAAAGUCAAUCAUUGGCUAGUCUGCAGUCGCUGGAAGAAAGUUCAAUGGUGUUCACUGUCAGUCAUCAAAUUGAAAAACAAAAUAAAAUAUCGAGCUGAAGCUUGCAUUAAAAUGCAGAAAACUAUUCGGAUGUGGCUUUGCAAAAGGAGACACAAACCUCGCAUUGAUGGCCUGGUUAAGGUGGGCACGCUGAAAAAACGACUUAAUAAGUUUAAUGAAGUAGUAAGUGCAUUGAAAGAUGGAAAACCAGAGAUGAAUAAACAGAUCAAAGAUGUUGAAAUUUCCAUUGAUGCUUUGAUGGCUAAAAUUAAGUCCACUAUGAUGACCAGGGAACAAAUACAGAAAGAGUAUGAUGCCCUAGUUAAAAGCUCAGAGGAGCUCCUCAGUGCAUUACAGAAAAAAAAACAGCAGGAAGAGGAAGCAGAAAGGCUGAGACGUAUACAAGAAGAAAUGGAAAAAGAAAGAAAAAGACGUGAAGAAGAUGAACAGCGUCGAAGGAAGGAAGAGGAGGAAAGGCGAAUGAAACUUGAGAUGGAAGCAAAGAGAAAACAAGAAGAAGAAGAUAGAAAGAAAAGGGAAGAUGAUGAAAAACGUAUUCAGGCUGAGGUGGAGGAGCAGCUGGCCCGACAGAGGGAAGAAGAGUCCCAGCAGCAAGCAGUUCUGGAGCAGGAGCGCAGGGACCGGGAGCUGGCCCUGCGGAUCGCCCAGAGUGAAUCUGAGCUCAUCAGUGACGAGGCCCAGGGAGACCUGGCACUCCGGAGAAAUGAUGGAACAAGACCUAAAAUGACACCGGAACAAAUGGCCAAAGAAAUGUCAGAAUUUUUAAGUAGAGGUCCUGCUGUGCAAGCCACCAAGGCAGCUGCUGGUACCAAGAAACAUGAUCUUAGUAAAUGGAAAUAUGCAGAACUACGUGAUACCAUCAAUACUUCUUGUGAUAUUGAGCUCCUGGCAGCUUGCAGAGAAGAAUUUCACAGGAGGCUAAAAGUGUAUCAUGCUUGGAAAUCUAAGAACAAGAAGAGAAAUACUGAAACAGAGCAACGUGCUCCAAAGUCUGUUACUGAUUAUGAUUUUGCAUCAUUUUUGAACAAUUCACCCCAACAGAACCCAGCAGCUCAGCUUCCUGCCAGGCAACAGGAGAUGGAAAUGAACCGGCAGCAGCGUUUCUUCCGCAUUCCAUUCAUCCGCCCUGCUGACCAGUACAAAGACCCUCAGAGUAAAAAAAAAGGCUGGUGGUAUGCCCAUUUUGAUGGACCCUGGAUUGCCCGGCAAAUGGAACUCCAUCCUGACAAACCACCCAUCCUUCUUGUGGCUGGUAAGGAUGACAUGGAGAUGUGUGAGCUGAAUCUUGAAGAGACUGGCCUGACACGGAAGCGUGGUGCUGAGAUUUUGCCAAGACAGUUCGAAGAGAUUUGGGAACGCUGUGGAGGCAUCCAGUACCUUCAGAGUGCAAUUGAGAGCAGACAAGCCCGACCCACAUAUGCAACAGCCAUGCUGCAGAAUCUGUUAAAGUAGCUGUUGCACACUCACCUUAUAGCUGGGAGCCCUGGGUACUGAGUAGGGAGUGUGACCGAGAGAUUAACCCUUCCUUGCACAUGUUAGAAUUACUUAUGCACAAUGAGCAGAUUUUAUAAUCAUGGCUUUUUGUUAAUUUAAAAUUAAUUAAUAUUAUGGUAGUGAAUUUGGGACCUAAAAAUUAUUUUACAAUAUACAGCAGUAACUCUUAAACUUCUCAUUAUUCUAAUGCUUGUUACACUUGGACACUUCUGACAUCUCUCAUUCUUUGCCAACAGACUACCUAAAGUCCAUGAUGAUUGUUCUCAAGGAAAAGAGAAUUUUUUAAAACAUUCAAAAUACUUGCUAUUUAUGGAUGACAUAGUACAUUCUAACUAGAAUUAUGAAACCUUAAAUUUACAAGAAUUAAGACACUUAAAAUGAUCAAGGCACUGAUAUUUUUGGUCUGAAAAGCCAUGUAUUUUCUCUGUUUUUUCAGAAAUUCAUGGAAACUUCCAUCAAAGAUGGAAAUUCUGACUCCCCUCCCCCCCCUCCUCUGCAGUGCAUCUUAGUCUGGAUGAAGCAGUUCUCCCUGAGUCCCAGAAUUUUGGAAGGAACCUUAACUUAUUUAAUGUGUUCUGGGAUAAAGGAGGUACCAGUGAUACACAGAUCAGUUUUUUUUUUUUAUUCAAUCAAAUUUUAUGUUGGAAUAUUCGUUUGCUGUUUCAUGGACAAAUAAAGGACAUUCAGAUUAUUUAAAUGUCUCAAAGUUCAGAGCUAAGUUUUUUUAGAAAGGGAAACAGGGUUUAGGUGGCCUUUUGGCUUAACUGGACUGAAUGCAAAUCUUUUAACUUCAUCUCAAUUGUGCUUUUUGUAUCAGAAUCUUGUCCAAGUUAUUUCAUUUGAUUUAAGCUGGUGUUCUACUUCAAAAUCUUUUUUUUUUUUUUUUGAAAUUUGUAGUUUCUUUUUUGUCCUUUGUGAUUUUGGUAAUUGUAGAGUUGUAUUUUAUAAGCUUUGUAAUUCAAAAGCCCUUGUACUUAGUAAUUGCUUGUUUCAUAUAACAGAUAAUUUUUAAAAGUUUUCUUUGUGUGCUGUUAGUCUUGAUCAGAUGCUGGCAGUUUCAAGCCUAAUAUUUAUGAUUUUCACAUUAGGAAUUUAGAGAUAAAAAUAUAUCAAGGAGUUAUGUUGACUUAAUCCUAUGAAGUCUUGUUUGUAUUUUAGAAUAAAGUUAGAAAGUAAAAUUAUUCUCUGUACCUUUUUUCUGAUUUUUAAAUAUGCUAACCUUUGAAAUGAAAUUUCAGUGAUUUUUUUUUUUUUUUUUUUUCUUAGAAUACCUCAGUUAGGAAAAUAUUUCCCAGCUGAUUGGGUUAAUGUUUGGGACCCACAGACACUGUUUUCAGAAUUGCUUCUCUCAUAAUGUCUUAGUACAGAAAUAUUUAUUUAUUAUGAUGCUGUGCAAAUGAUUGUCUUACAUUAAGGAAAUGAAAUGGCCCUGUCUGUGCUAUAAUUAGUUGAGAAUGUGAAUGUGAUUAUCUUUCAGAGGCUGUAUUACUGCUUAGACUUGCCCACCCUUGGAUCAUUUGGUUCUUAUGAUUGGUGACAAAAGGUGUAGUUACUGAAAUAAAUGACCUGUUCUCUCUCUUUCA
Messenger RNA from Sciurus carolinensis (gray squirrel), 5714 nucleotides. It is a transcript of the gene Myo6, whose product is annotated as myosin VI. Gene Ontology annotation, cellular component: ruffle; actin cytoskeleton; endocytic vesicle. Lineage: Eukaryota; Metazoa; Chordata; Mammalia; Rodentia; Sciuridae. The coding region runs from base 232 to 4089 and encodes 1285 amino acids. The transcript has 35 exons. The record is from RefSeq and is a predicted model, not a curated record. Gene Ontology annotation, biological process: endocytosis; actin filament organization; inner ear morphogenesis. Gene Ontology annotation, molecular function: microfilament motor activity; actin filament binding; ATP binding.